GUACGCAACGCCCUAAAAAAGCGAGAAAAGGAGAUGCUUCGCCAUCGAAAGCGUCGCCUGCAGCACAAAACCAACAUGAAAAAAGCUUGUGACGAAAACCCAAGUUUAAAAAAAAAAUUGAAAAUUAGAGGAGCUAAUGGCAGGCCACGCAUUGAAUGCGAUCAACCACAUCUACUCUCCGCAAUCGUCGAAUUAGCACUACAUGGUUCUGCUGCACACGAAAGGCGUCGUGACGAAACCAUUCGAACGGUUAAAACACUCGACGACUUAGUGAACAAACUGCACGAAGAUUAUGGCAUCACCCUGUCCAGAACUGCUGCGUACCUACGUCUGUUGCCAAGAAAAUCAAAUUCCGCUGAGGGAAAGCGUCACAUCACCACGGUACCGGUGAAAUUAGCUAAGUCAUCCAAUGACACACACAAGCAACAUAUUGACACUAAAUUUGCAAUGACAACCAUCAAUCACAUAUGUCAAAUUGCGUCUCUGCUAGGACCGAAUGAGGUGACAUAUAUGAGUCAAGACGACAAGGCCAAAAUUCCGUUGGGCUUACCAGCGGUGAAUGCACAGGCUCCAUUGUUAAUGCACAUGCAGUAUAGAGUAUCGUUGCCCGAUCAUGAUUUCAUGAUUGCGAAAGGUCACAAACUUACACCAUCAGUUUAUGCAUUCUGUAGCGUAAAAUCUGAUGGCGGUGGUGAUCGAUCUGCUGUGACCUAUUCUGGCCCGACAUUCGUAGCUAUACGAUCAGCUAAGCACACAUCUUCUACGGCGAUGUCUCACGCGCAUGACAUAGAAAGAAUAUAUCAAAUGCCGGACUUUGAAUCGUUUACCCAUACCAUAUCGAACGGAGACAAAAAACCCAAGCCAGUAUUAAUUUCCAUCGUAGACGGCGGCCCGGACGAGAAUCCAAGGUAUGAGAAAGUGAUAAGAAUGAGCGUUCAUCACUUCCUCAAGUACGAUUUGGAUGCGCUAUUCAUCGCUUGUAAUGCGCCUGGUCGAAGUGCAUAUAACAGAGUAGAGCGACGUAUGGCACCACUUAGUAAAGCACUAUCAGGCAUGAUUUUACCACACGAUCGCUACGGAACACAUUUGGAUAGUCAAGGUCGUACGAUUGACUUAGAUCUUGAGAAAACGAAUUUCUCUCAUGCUGGGAAGGCCUUGGCCGACGUUUGGUCCGAACUUAUUAUCGACGAAUAUGUAACAGUAGCAGAGUAUAUCGAGCCGGAAGAUUCGUCGAUUGACGAUAUUGCAGUUAUUUCGAAAGACACAACUUGGAAUGACAGUCACGUCUUCCAGUCACAAUAUUUGCUUCAAGUACUGAAGUGUGCGAACGAGAAUUGUUGUAAACCGAGACGCAGUUCAAUUUUUAAAUUUUUACAUCCCACCGGCCUGCCACCACCGAUACCGAUUCAACAAACCAAAGACGGGCUUAAAAUAGCAGAACUGAAGGACAUUGACAAAUAUGCAGAUUUAUUCGUGACCCUAUCGAUCAGUGAAGCCGAAAAGCUUAAAAUGUUGCCUGAAAUCUCAACGAAAAAAGUUGUUUACGAUUCGUUCUGUCCGUCUGUACAAGACAAAAUAAUUGGUAGGGUCUGUGUUUGCGGCCGCUACUUUAGUUCAGUAUCGUCAAUGAAAAGCCAUUUAAAAGCAAACUUUUCAUGUAAAAAAUCAGUACCGCCGGUAAAAGCUGUAAAGUUGUUAGGGCAACGGAAAGACGAGAAGCUAGUUCUUGUUCAAUAUGACACCGAGGAAGAUAUCGAGUGGGUGUAUGAUCUAGAUCUUGAAAGCGAAGAAGAGUUUGUAGAGAAAGUACAGCCUGAAAACGAACAUUUUUCGAUUGAAAAAGUUUUGACUCCAGUUUGGAAGGAGGACAAACAAUAAUUUUGAUUCUAAAAUAAAUAUUUUGAUUUGAAA
Messenger RNA from Bradysia coprophila, 1911 nucleotides. RefSeq lists its product as uncharacterized. The record is from RefSeq and is a predicted model, not a curated record. NCBI's taxonomy places the organism in Eukaryota, Metazoa, Arthropoda, Insecta, Diptera, Sciaridae.